Molecule: messenger RNA, 987 nt
Organism: Peronospora belbahrii
Lineage: Eukaryota; Oomycota; Peronosporomycetes; Peronosporales; Peronosporaceae
Source: the annotation of a GenBank genome assembly
AUGACAGUGGAGAGCAUGCGUGCCAAACGUCGAACUACCUAUCAAAACAUGCACGAAAUCGUCAAGCUGGCCAAGAAAUACUCACCUAAGCUAGUAAAGGGCUACAGCGCAGGAAACAUAUCUGUGGUGGAUAAGAAAAGUUGGCUGGAAGUUUGUGAUCGUAAGCACCGGUACGGAGCAAAUUUGCGAGCAUACUAUAAGGAAUGGAAGCGCCAGCCAAUGGAACCUACAAAACCAAGUUUUUGGGAGUGGCUUGACGAUGAAUCGAUUGAAGUUGCAGGUGUACCGAGAACGAAGCUAGAACGAGAGACUGUGCUCUAUUGUGACACAGCUGCAGAGCGUCAGAAGUUUGCGCUUUCAGUGCAAGACGGCGUAGUUGUGCAUGAUGCUACACAAGAAAUUGUAGAAACAGGACCGGAUGGAUGGAUCUUUGUGCUGCAAGAUGGUGUUCUUUAUGGCUCUCAGAAGGAGACAAAGAAAAUUCCUCGAAUCCAUCAUACAAGCUUUGUCGGUGGAGAAUGUGUACAAACAGCAGGGAUGAUGAUAAUUACUAACGGGAUUAUUAAAUCUAUAUAUCCUCAUAGUGGUCAUUAUAGGCCAUCAGAGUAUGAGUUGCUGGUACUGCUGCGUUUUCUCGUGAAAAGUGGUGUAGAUAUGAGCGAUGUAGACGUCGACGUGCAGCGAAUCCAGAAGGUGUUUCGUAACUCGGUGAAUGGUGCUCUUAUAAAGAAGUUGGACAAUGCACAUUUCUGGAAUGCAUACCGAGUAUGGUAUUUCUUGGAAGAGAAACAUCUUGCGUGGAAAAUCGGCCUGUUUGACGAACUUGUAGAGAAGGUCGGUGAAAAGACACAGGUCCAUGUAGCGCUUGAGCGAUCCGAGAUUUUGGAGGAUAGCAUGAUGGACGUGAUAAAUGAAGAAGCCUCUACGAUUUCAUUCAACGAUAGCGAAUCACAUGCGCUAUCGCUCUUGCAACCCUGCGAGAUUUGA